Nycticebus coucang (slow loris) is the source of this 3947-nucleotide messenger RNA. RefSeq names its product zinc finger protein 436 (gene ZNF436). Gene Ontology annotation, biological process: central nervous system development; regulation of transcription by RNA polymerase II. Lineage: Eukaryota; Metazoa; Chordata; Mammalia; Primates; Lorisidae. Gene Ontology annotation, molecular function: RNA polymerase II cis-regulatory region sequence-specific DNA binding; DNA-binding transcription factor activity, RNA polymerase II-specific. The coding region runs from base 552 to 1964 and encodes 470 amino acids. The transcript has 4 exons. The record is from RefSeq and is a predicted model, not a curated record. Gene Ontology annotation, cellular component: nucleus.
CUUUUUCCAUCACUUCCCUCUCCAAGGCUACAGCAAGCUCGGAGCUCUUCCCCACGCAGAAUGCCUGCUUUCCCUAGUGCUCGACUUCCAUUGUCUAAUUCCCUCAUCCUAGCUGGGGAAAGGGAAGGCUGCAAGUCCUUCCGUUCUGAGGAACUCCAGCUGAAUGCAGCUUAGUCGCUGGUGGCGUUUCUUGGCCAGUUGCUGUGGUCUCAGGGAUCGCCUGUGAGCCUGUGGUUUCUCCGAGCUGCCUGAGAGUCAGGUCUCAGGAAUCUGUGAGUCUUUAGUAUCAGACUACAAUCUCUGACCUCCGGGUUUCGCCUGCAAGUCGACGGAAAGAGAUCUAUCUACCUGCGGGGUAUCUCCGUAUCUACCGUAAUCUUAAGAAUCUUUCGGAACGCCAGGUCUUAAGGAACUCUGUGGCUUUGGGAUCUGUUUGCAGCCCCCUUAAAUCUUGGAGCCAGCGACCUUGUGGCUCUUUCGCCAGCCAGGAGUGCUGUCUGCUAGCUGCUUUUCCUGCUCUCUCUCCCGGGAGGCGAACCCUUGUGCCCGAGAUGGCAGCCACCCUGCUCAUGGCUGGGUCCCAGGCACCUGUGGCAUUUGAAGAUAUGGCCAUGUAUCUCACCCGGGAAGAAUGGAGACCUCUGGACCCUACACAAAGGGACCUUUACAGGGAUGUUAUGCAGGAGAAUUAUGGAAAUGUUGUUUCAUUAGAUUUUGAGAUCAGGAGUGAGAAUGAAGUGAAUCCGAAGCAAGAGAUUAGUGAAGAUGUAGAAUUUGGGACCACAUCUGAAAGACCUGUUGAGAACGCUGAGGAAAAUACUGAAAGUGAAGAGGCCUUUGAAAGCAGAGAUAGGUCAGAAAGACAGUGGGGAGAUUUAACUGCAGAAGAGUGGGUAAGCUAUCCUCUCCAACAAGUCACCGAUCUGCUUGUCCACAAAGAAGUCCACACAGGUAUCCAAUAUCAUAUAUGUUCUCAUUGUGGAAAGGCCUUCAGUCAGAUCUCAGACCUUAAUAGACAUCAGAAGACCCACACCGGGGACAGACCUUAUAAGUGUUAUGAAUGCGGAAAGGGUUUCAGUCGUAGCUCACACCUUAUUCAGCAUCAGAGAACACACACUGGAGAGAGGCCCUAUGACUGUAAUGAGUGUGGGAAAAGUUUUGGAAGAAGUUCUCACCUCAUUCAGCAUCAGACUAUCCAUACUGGAGAGAAGCCUCACAAAUGUAAUGAGUGUGGAAAAAGUUUCUGCCGGCUUUCUCACCUAAUUCAGCACCAGAGGACCCACAGUGGUGAGAAACCCUAUGAGUGUGAGGAGUGUGGGAAAAGCUUCAGCCGGAGCUCUCACCUAGCUCAGCACCAGAGGACCCACACGGGUGAAAAGCCUUACGAGUGUAAUGAAUGUGGCCGUGGCUUCAGUGAGAGAUCUGAUCUCAUCAAACACUAUCGAGUCCACACAGGGGAGAGGCCCUACAAGUGUGAUGAGUGUGGGAAGAAUUUCAGUCAGAACUCUGACCUUGUGCGCCAUCGCAGAGCCCACACAGGAGAAAAGCCAUACCACUGUAAUGAAUGUGGGGAGAAUUUCAGCCGCAUCUCACACCUGGUUCAGCACCAGAGAACCCACACUGGAGAGAAGCCAUAUGAAUGCAAUGCUUGUGGAAAAAGCUUUAGCCGGAGCUCUCAUCUCAUCACACACCAGAAAAUUCACACUGGAGAGAAGCCUUACGAGUGUAAUGAGUGUUGGCGAAGCUUUGGUGAAAGGUCAGAUCUAAUUAAACACCAGAGAACCCACACGGGAGAGAAGCCCUAUGAGUGUGUGCAGUGUGGAAAAGGUUUCACCCAGAGCUCCAACCUCAUCACACAUCAAAGAGUUCAUACAGGAGAGAAGCCCUAUGAAUGUACCGAAUGUGAGAAGAGUUUCAGCCGGAGCUCAGCUCUUAUUAAGCAUAAGAGAGUUCAUACCGACUAAGUCCUGUAAUUAUAAUGACUGAGAAGUGAUUCACUGAAGAUAUAAUUUUAUUUGAUAUCAGUUCCCUCAAGACUGAGGUGCUUUUAUUGUACUCACUUUCCUAGUUGUGGGCCACACUUUAAAACAUCAAAGAAGACAAGCCAUUUGAAAUUCUGACCCACAGUUUUGGGACCAUUAUCCCCUCCUCCAAAAUCAUGAUUCUUAUUCACUCAAUCAAUUACUUCAUCAAAAUCAGUCCCACAAGGAAAUCAGAAGACCAGGGGACGAAUGCUGAUGAAUUCACAGGCCUGAAAAUGGAGUAAAUCUUUAAAAGUUAUUUCUUCCAUACUUGGCCCAAAGAACUGUACUAGGGAAAAUGUGGGACUGUCAUAGGGUGGUCACAGCUAUUUUGGAAAAAGGCGGUAAGAAACUAAGCCUGAUUUGCCACAUCUAUUCACACACCAUAGUAAUUGGGCACACAUCUUCCCCCCAGAAGGGCUUUUUCCUUGAGUUUCUCAUGCCUUUGUAUCUUUCCAUCUUCCUGAGAGCAAAAUUCUGCACAAUGAAUGCAAUGAUUAUAACUUUUCUCUUCCUUGUUGUUUCCAAUUGACUUGUUUAAAGCUUUCAUCUCUGUGAAAGCUAACUGAAGGUACUGUUUAAAAAGAAAAAUGAGACACGGGUUUGGGACAAAGGACCCAUCGACAAUGGUGAUGUUACCAAAAGAUGCUCACUGUUAUUAUUGCCAUUAAUAAGAUUUAGGAAUUUUCUCUGGGGAUCUCUAGGGAACAUUGCAGGGAAAAUAUCUUCAAGGAAAGAUAGGACCUUAAGUGAUCAUGGAGUGUAAGGAGCAAAUUGACUCCUUCAGGGAAAGAAGCACAGACUCCCUUCCCAUGAGAUAGAGUUCAUUUCUGUGUUCUUUUUCCUCUAAUCUUUCAGAUCAAUUCUUCUUAUCCUGCUAACUCUAGGAUUUAAUAAGGGUCAUAUCCCAAUGUUUAUCUUAGCUUGCAUCAGGGCAUGUGUAUGUACAGUGAACUGUGUAUUCCUGUGGUUCUUCUAAUAGCAGAAACUGAAUUCACAUAGAAUUAGCAUGUUCUUGGGUGAUAUGGAUCAUGUGACAAAACUACAGACAUAACUCCAGUGUGAGAAAUGUCCUUUUUUUCAUUCUUUAUGGAAAAAAGUUUUAACACUAGUGCUCUAGUGUGCCAUCUUCUGUAAGGUCUGUGUACAGAACUAAGCACUUGUUUGUAUAUGUUUAUGAAUUGUGGGAGAUAAUGACUGGACAAAGAGGUUGACUGUCCUGUUUUCAGACUGAAUUAUCUUCUAUGGCUACGAAGAACUCUUCAGCCUAGUCAGAAGGAAUUAAUGAAUCUAGGUAAGAAUGUAUUUUCAUUGUCCCAGCCUACAAAUACAAGUGGUUAAAAAUAAGAGUUGACCCAAUUUAAGCCCAGUAGUGUCAGUUCUCCUUAUCUCAGCCAAAGUAGGAAUUAAGAAAUAUCCCAAAUGUUGAUGAUAUCCAAGCAUGUGAGGGUGGAAGGGAUUGGUGCCCAGGAGCUGGAGCUGGAGUAAGGAAUAUCUUUUAUUUUGAGAGUGCCCCAAUCUAUUUUUACUGUGCUUUAUUGUGAAUGUUGUUAACAUUUUAAAAAUGCUCUUGCCAUAGCUCUUUGGGACUUGGCAUUAAAGGAACCAGUGGUCUCUCUUGGGUAGUGUAUGCUAACCAGUUACUAUGAUCCACAGCUGUGUGGAGGUGCAUCACUUGCAAAUGACACCACCUUGAAAAUAACAAUUAGAAGCUACUCCAUCAAGGAGGUUUCUUGAAGAUGCCACUCCUAUUUAAAUACAAACUUGGGCAGGGAGCAUGUUUUUUUUUCGAUACAAAAUCUAGCAGACGGUGGGUAUUCAUAUUUUAAUUGUUGGGUAAUGCAUAUGAUAACUAAACUCAAAUGUGUCUUUUCCUGUAUUAGUGCUGCUGCUGAUGGUUUUAAUAAAUAUGAAAGUUCUCCUGUU